Juglans regia (Persian walnut) is the source of this 1173-nucleotide messenger RNA. RefSeq lists its product as uncharacterized. NCBI's taxonomy places the organism in Eukaryota, Viridiplantae, Streptophyta, Magnoliopsida, Fagales, Juglandaceae. The transcript has a single exon. The record is from RefSeq and is a predicted model, not a curated record. The coding region runs from base 1 to 1173 and encodes 390 amino acids.
AUGAGCAACACCGCCCAGCUCUUCUGCCUGACGGCUUCGUGUUUCACCGCCAGACUCCCCACAUUCCUCUUCCUAUCCCUCCUCCUCUUCUCCUUCCGGACCACCGUCGAGUAUGGCACCAGCCAGCUCAUCUCCUUCGUCGACCAGGAUCCUUCCCUCAAGGCCCUCGUCUCCCGUCGCCUCCAACUCGCCGGCACUGACUCUGAACGCCACCCUAUCUUCCCCCGUCUCGCCCCACGCCGUCGCCCCAGCUACCUCGUCCACCCCGACGCCCUCGUCAUGGCCUUUAACGAUUACUUCUUCCCCGGAGACGACCAACGCAUGGCCCCGCUCAAUCACAGCCUCCUCAUUCUCAAUCAAGAAUUAGUCUUUCCUAAGUACGUGAUCGUCAACAUCUCCGCUAUGAAAGAACUAGAGCUCCGUGAAAGUGAGGACAAAAGGAUGGUCUUCUUUGCGCGUUCUGUAAUGUGGGUCUAUAUUUUGGUAGUUCUUUGGUUUGUCGCUAUCUAUUCAUUGGGAUUAGGCAUUGUUUUCAUUACUGUUGUGAAUGAAAUACUAGGGACGUUCAAUUCAUUUCUUGUUACAAUGUGGGAAGGUUCAAGAGUGGGUCUUGAGAGGCUUUUCGGGCUCAUUUUGAUGCGAUGGUUGGUGAGACAUAUACUAACGUAUCUCCUUGGGUGGUGGUAUUUUGGCAAAAUCGAAGAUCAGGACACAUAUUUGAAGCUUUAUGUGAUGUUGAAAUUGAUGCCGUUUUCGAUCAUGUCUCCGUGGAUUAGUGGUCUUGAGAAAGAGAUUUUGGGGUUUUCGAUUACGUGCUUCUUGACCGAUACGUUCUUGGCUUUAAUAUUUGCUGGGGAUGUUUGGAUUGCGAUUAUGGAGCCGUGGAGAACGCAAACGGAGAUAAUGCAGGAAGGUUAUUAUUUGACGUUGACGACGUUGAGCCAGGGUAUCCAUAUUAUCUCUUUGGAAGCUAUCUUUUGCGGCCCGUUUGUGAGAGUAGUUCUUGCUCAGGUCUUUGGGAGGUUUUUUGCAAUGGUGUUUCAGUCAGUUCUGGAGGUUUACUUCAUGGUGGCUUUGCUCAUGCUUUACUUUUAUGCGUGGUAUAGGAAUUCUAGUAAUUUCCACGGUGAGACGUUUGGGUGGAGAGAGUUGGAGGGUUUGUUUGACCUGUAG